This is a messenger RNA of Spodoptera littoralis (African cotton leafworm), 2478 nucleotides long. The record is from the annotation of a GenBank genome assembly. Lineage: Eukaryota; Metazoa; Arthropoda; Insecta; Lepidoptera; Noctuidae.
AUGGAGGUAAAGGAUCACGUAUCAUUAAUAGAUUUAUCAACACAAUUACCAUUUGAAAUAGAUGCAUCUAUGAAAGAAGAAAUUUGUUUUGGAGAAACACUUAUUAUAAGUUGUGGUCAUUAUGAAGGUGAUCUUGAAGAAGAAGAAUCGGAAUCAGAAUGGUCGUGUGAGAGUUCUACUGAAGCAACGGUAUCAGAAGAAGCUAAAGGUGACCAAGCGUUUGAAAUAAAGGACUAUGUUCCGGAAACUGUUGUACAAGAAGAGGAAGAUGAAGAAGAUAACGAUUUUUAUUUUUACUUUUUUCCCGAUUGCAACAAACCUCCUCCGCCACAAAAUAGCAAAACAAGUAUUAUUGUUGUUGAUGGCAUGCCAAAAAUAAAUAUAGCUGCGAAGACACAAAUUUACUGUACAUGUAAAAAAGACAAAACUGGAGAGUGCCCAUGUUAUUUAAAAGUACCUUGCACUUGUGGAGCUAAGGCUAAGGCCACAUGCACGUGCUCGGAACUAAAAGAUAUAUGUGUUUGUGCUCCGGGGGAUCCUCAAAUUACAUGCACAUGUGAAAAUGCGGAAGUAUGUACUUGCGAUCCCACUGGUAAAAUAUUGCCUGUUUGCACCUGUGGUAAAAUUGAUAAACCUUGUAUAUGUCACCCUGAUAAAUAUCCUUGUCCUAUAUGCCAAUGUAAACAUAAGCCCCGAUUUUUACCCAUUACUAAACCCGAAUCUUCUGAACCGAUUCUACAAACUUUGGAAUCGUUAGAUGAAACUGUAUCAGAGGAAGGUGAACUUACCCACAUUAGCACUGAACUUGGGGAGACAAUUUCACAAGAACCUAGGAUUGAAUCUGUAAAAGAAGGUUUGAACGAGCCAAGCGUAAUCGAAGAAGAACCAUGCGUUUGCCAAAAACCAGAUCCUAAAAAAAUUUGCUAUUGCCUUAAAGGCAAAGAUUGUACGUGCUUAUCGUUAUGUACAUGUGGUGUACAACGCACUUGUGAAUGUGAACCAGAAGAGUGCGAAGAUAUCCCAUGCAGACAGGCUGAAAACAAAUCGAUUUGUAGUUGUGAUGCCCCCAAAGUAUGCAAAUGCUCACCGGAAACUACUGGUGGUGUUUGUAAAUGUUUUCCGGUGAAGAUUUGUACGUGUAAAAAUCCAGAAGAUUGUAAAUGCUUCACUACGUGUGAUUGUACAAAUCCGUGUAUAUGUGAUACUUCUCCAGUUAAACCAGAUGAAUGUGUUUGUUUAACGAAACCUGGAUUGUCAGAUUUAGUUUGCACAUGCCGAUGCACAGAUGACACGAGUAAAAAAAUUAAAAAGUUUCGUAAAGGGAAACAUGGCUAUAGAUGGUGCCAUGAAGUUGAUCCACGUCAUACAUUUUUCAAUUAUGCUUACGGAAGACACGAAAUGCCCAAGACUGAAGAGACAACACAAGAGCAGUUCAAAAUUAAAGGCUUAAAUGAUCAACCAGCUACUGACGAAUGUCCUAUCCAUGGUGCAAAACCUCCGAAAUUCGAGAAGAAACCAAGAAAACCAUCUUUAGAUUGUUGUAGUGCUGUUGGAGGCAUCAGCAUUUGUGUUGAGACUCUGGGCGAGGACAAAGAUAAACUUCUUGUGCAAAUGGUUUCAUAUUCGUCAAAGGAAGGUGCAAAAACAGGCUCCAAGCUUGUUAGUAUUCUAGACUGUAACUUACAUACAAUGGAAGAAAAUAGAGUCGAGCACGCCACAAAGAAAGACUUGACAAAAGAGCGAAGAAGUUACAUGGCUAUAUGUGAAAAUGGUUACUAUAACAAGGUGACACGUAUUUGUGGGGAAAGGCAUGUGGUGAAGAGAUUCUACCACAACUUUGAAAAAGCCCGCAACUUUAUACUUGAAGGUGCUAAUCUGGUGUUCUUACGCUACAUAGCCAUACGACGGUUCAAAGGCACCGUGAAGACUGAAACUGUAAUGAUGGAUGGAACCAUCUGUGAAAGUGUUUACGUUAGUCAUGGUGUCACUCAAGGGGUAGUAAACGCCACUCCAUUUUUCGUCGUGAAGAUUGAACGGCAUAUCAUCGAACCUUCAGGGUACGUCCAUCAGACAUUGACGGUGUUAACACUUAAAGGUUACACUGUUAGUCAUGAGUGGGCGGACAACUGCUACAUUUUCCAUAUUAACCCACUUCUGCACGUCAUCCCUGAAAGAGACGAAAUCGAAAAGACUGAGCCGCUACGAGAUUCUUGGCGAGAAGAUCUACAACUAAUGUCGGACUUUUUGGAAUUCAAGAACACCCGUGUGUCCGAAGGAGGACGGUACGUCACAGAGAGUGGAACCCUCACAGGAACUGUGCGAGACUACCUCCAAACCAUCCUCUUGCUACGUCCGCAAGACACUCUGCACUUCACCAGGCAUUACUUCGGCACCGUACUGUCUGCCCUCGACCUCCCGCAUGACGAAUUCUUCGACCCUGCGUCUAAACAUGUCCGAUACUAUUUCUUUGAAGAAUGA